AUGAAAGGCGUGACAUGGUUUUGGAAAGCUAAUACUAAUCCUUGGUCAUCGAAUGAGAUCGAACAAUGGAUUCCAUUCCCCAAUAUCAUUAACCGUCAAAUCGAACAGGCCUAUCAAGGUCGUCAAUUAGAAGUAGUGAUCAGUGAAAAAUAUAAAAUUGAUUUGAACAGAUUAUUACAAAUCGAUAUUCUUAACUUUGAUAGACAACGACCAGUUCGACGAUGUUCGAAAGCAGGAGAUACUCUCGCUUAUUAUCGUCGUGAACGAUUCAAUUUCGCCCAACCCAUUCAACGUUCUAUUGCCGAUGAUACUCUUAACUAUGGAUGCAGUUUUGUUACUGAUUGGUUUAUCCUAUUCACGAAAGUGAAUAGAACACUACGUGAUGAUGAUCGCUCGAAAUUGACUACACUUGGUCCAUUCUGCUAUCUAAUGUUUAAUUAUAUCGGCAUACGACAUAAUGAAUAUAUGUCUAUUCGAAAUCAGUUAAAAAGAUUUGUCAAAAAAACAGAUAAUAAUACGUCGGAGAUAACUGUUUAUCGUGGUGAAACACUAUCACUUGAUGAUAUUGAAAUAUACAAAAACGCAGUUGGAAAAGGUGAUUUCUACAAAUGGUUAUCAUUUGUAUCGACAUCUCGAUCACGUGAUGCGGCUGAAGAGUUUGGAUCAAAUGUGUUGCACAUUAUCACGAUUAAGCGAUCAUCGUCAAAUGAUCAAUAUGUCGAUCUUGAACCGAUUUCAUAUUAUAAUGAUGAAGAAGAAAUUCUACUACGGCCAGGUGUUCGAUUCAAAAUUGAUGAUACUUAUGAUGAUCCAAUUACGGGACGAUGUAUAUUUCAUAUUCAAAUUGAACCGUCAUUCAUAUCGAAUUUAAUGUAG
Messenger RNA from Rotaria sordida, 876 nucleotides. Lineage: Eukaryota; Metazoa; Rotifera; Eurotatoria; Philodinida; Philodinidae. The record is from the annotation of a GenBank genome assembly.